AUGAAUCAUUUAUAUGAAAUCAACCAAAUGUCUGCUACUCAUAAUAAACACUGGAAUUUUUUAAAAUUAUUGUGUAAAGAUAAAAAUGUUGAUGAAGUUAAUAAAAAGCUGGAAGAAAUUGCUUUACAGCAUAAAAACGAGAUAACUCUCAAACAGGAUAUAGCAAAACAGCGCGUUAAUGAUCAACUGUAUGAAAUUCAUAAAGUAGCUGAAGAAAUUGAUCGAACUCAAACAGAACUUCAAGAAAAAAUAAAUAAAUUUUGUGACGACAUUAGUGAGUUUAUUAAAAGUUCACUAAAUAUUAAUGAUGAAGUUGUGCCUGAUAAUGCUUUGUCUAUCAGUAUUUUUUGA
Molecule: messenger RNA, 351 nt
Organism: Schistosoma guineensis
Lineage: Eukaryota; Metazoa; Platyhelminthes; Trematoda; Strigeidida; Schistosomatidae
Source: the annotation of a GenBank genome assembly